GUUGCGUUGCAGGGCGCCAAAACAUGAUAUAGCCUGGAAGCCCUGCGGCUGCCUUACUCUGACCAUUGUAUCUUCUUGGUAUUCAGCUAUUCAUCCAUCAAGCUUUUUUGUUACGCCAUCAACAGGGAACCAAGGCCAUGAUGGAUUUCGUACGCAGGAACGAUGCUCUUGAUCUCAACACCAAUACCGUCAACGGUAGGACGGCUGAUAUCGCCAUCACCACUCAUGGCUCAGAUUUCUACUUUGCCAUCUGCGCCGUCAUGGGCUUCGCUGGAUUCGCGUUUGUAAUCCUCGGCCAGCGCAAGGCGCGUCGCGACCGUCUAUUCCACUACUUGACUGCUGCGGUAGUCUUCGUUGCCGCCAUUGCUUACUUUACCAUGGGUUCCAACUUGGGCUUCACCCCCAUCCGCGUCGAGUUCUUCAGGGACGACUCCGUGGUCCGUGGAACCUACCGUGCCGUCUACUAUGCUCGAUACAUUGAUUGGUUCAUCACAACUCCUCUCUUGUUGCUCGAUCUAUUGUUGACCGCGGGCACACCUUGGCCCACCACGAUGUUCGUCAUUGCUGUUGAUGAGAUCAUGAUUAUCACUGGACUCAUUGGUGCCCUUAUCGACAACCGCUACAAGUGGGCGUACUUUGUCUUUGGCUGCGUCGCUCUCUUCUACAUCGUCUACCACCUUGUUUGGGAAUCUCGCCUACAAGCUAAGAAGUUUGGCCGCGAUGUUGAGAGGUGCUUCCUCAUGUGCGGAAGUUUGACUGCUUUCCUCUGGCUCCUGUACCCAAUUGCUUGGGGUGUCUGCGAGGGCGCUAACCUUGUUGCUCCCGACAGUGAGGCCGUAUUCUACGGUGUACUUGACUUUUUGGCCAAGCCCAUCUUUGGUGCUCUUCUCUUGUGGGGCCACAGGGACAUUGACCCUGCUCGUCUUGGUCUUGCUAUCAGGGAUUACGAUGGUGAUGCCGUUGUACACGAGAAGGUUAAGCCUGCUCAAAACCAUAGCGCCGCACCCCCAGUCGAUGCCACCGUCUAGGCUAUAUCGAGAACAACUCACAAGCCUCAUAAAAUGAAUGGAAGGAGAAUGUAUUGUGGAAGUAGUAAUGAUGUAAUAUGGUAAUGCAGAGGCAUGUUGUUGAUGUGGUCGGCAAACCCCAGACUGGGGGAAGGAAGUCGUCGAUUUGAGGCUUUUAUGACUUGAUGCUUAAUAUACCCAUUGGUCCUUCUUUAGUCUAAUACCACUCACUCUAAGUAAUCACGCUAUCAGCGUUGGAAAUCUACUCUGAGCGUUGAAA
This is a messenger RNA of Pyrenophora tritici-repentis Pt-1C-BFP, 1287 nucleotides long. Its product is annotated as Bacteriorhodopsin. Gene Ontology annotation, cellular component: endoplasmic reticulum; plasma membrane. The record is from RefSeq and is a predicted model, not a curated record. Gene Ontology annotation, molecular function: monoatomic ion channel activity. Gene Ontology annotation, biological process: monoatomic ion transport. NCBI's taxonomy places the organism in Eukaryota, Fungi, Ascomycota, Dothideomycetes, Pleosporales, Pleosporaceae.